AUGUGGGCUCGCUGGCUUCUACUGCUCGCCUGCUGGACCCCGAUUCACGCGACAAAUACCGUAUCCCGGAACGUCGAAGGAAGCAUGGGUGGAUUGCGAGAUGAAACCGGCGCGGUCGUCGCUAACGUGGCCCGACGGAAUGCAAACGGUGUGGACGCCGGCGGUGAUGUUCCACUUCAAAUCCGAGAAACGAGAAACAUGCAUCGUGUGCAAGUGCCACAAGAUUUGGCCAACCGACAUUCAUCCAAUCCACGGCUGGGCAUGGGACGGCAAGCCGGAGGACUGGGAGGCCCGCAUUGGCAAGUGAUCGACGAAGAAACUGAACCCGAUGCCGAUGUUUGGCGCCAGUACUACAGCUUAUAUCCGGAAAACGUGAACCUCACGGAGCACGUGUACCCUCCCUGGUUCUCUCCCACAAAAUUCACCAACGCCACCGUGCAGCCUGAUGAUAUACCCUUCGAGACAUACUAUUAUACCGGGAUGAUCAUCGCCAUUCCG
Messenger RNA from Mesorhabditis spiculigera, 498 nucleotides. NCBI's taxonomy places the organism in Eukaryota, Metazoa, Nematoda, Chromadorea, Rhabditida, Rhabditidae. The record is from the annotation of a GenBank genome assembly.